Raphanus sativus (radish) is the source of this 647-nucleotide messenger RNA. Its product is annotated as major latex allergen Hev b 5. Lineage: Eukaryota; Viridiplantae; Streptophyta; Magnoliopsida; Brassicales; Brassicaceae. The transcript is spliced from 2 exons. The record is from RefSeq and is a predicted model, not a curated record. The coding region runs from base 134 to 478 and encodes 114 amino acids.
GCUCAGCCUCUAAUAACGAAAAAACAGUUUUGGCUUUUUAAAAAAGGAUCAGAAAAGGAGUUUCAUUGUUGGCUCCACAGUUCUUCCCAUUGUAACUUGUCUUUGUUUUAAGCAGAUUCUUUCAUUCAACACCAUGGGAGGCUGUGCGAGCAAACCUAAGGAGUCUGAUAUCCUUGAAACCCCUGCCGUAACAGAAAACGUCGCCGUGGAGUCCAAGAAUGUGGAAUCCGAAGCCGUUACUCAGGAGAAGGCAGACGAAGUUGUUGCAGAGAAGGAAGAGCCUGCUGUAGAUGGAGCAGAGACACAGAAGGAAGCUGAACCAGCCAAACCAGCUGAGGCUGAGGCUGAGGCAGCUCCAGAGGCUGUGAAGACUGAAGCAACCGUCGAAGCUGUUGAUGAGACUGAGCCACCAAAACAAGAGGAGGUUGCACCAGCCAAUGACACCAAAACCAACGAAGAGCCUCUUGUAACCCUUUAAUUCUCAAAUAUCAUUUCGUUGUAAUCAAAACUCUUAUUAUAUUUGUAUGUUUCUCACCGCUGUUGUUGUAAUGCUAUUGUUGUCACACAUGCACCUUAUGAAAUGACCAACUUCUUGUGAUUUGUAAUCUCCUCACAAUAUCAAUAUCUAUCCCAUUGUGAUUAAAUCU